CAAUAUUGCAUACUGCGGCUCAACAAUCAUUGCAUCAACAACUAUAUCUCUUAGCACCGACGACGUAAAAGUUCAAUAGCUAGCUGCCAUGGAAGACCAGUUCCAGCACCGUCCUUAUGUUGUGGUUUUCCCUAUGAUGGCACAAGGCCACAUGAACCCCAUGAUAGACCUGGCUAUGAUCCUCGCUAGCCAUAGUUGCAAAGUCACCAUCCUUACGACACUCCUGAACUCCUUCAGGUAUCACUCGGUGACAGAAUGGUCGAGAUCCCAGGGACUCGAACUGAGGGUAGUCCACCUACCAUUUCCUGCCACACAAAUGGGAUUGCCGGAAGACUGUGAAAACCUCGACUCCACUACCAAUCCUGACAUGUUGUGGAAGUUCGUCUUAGGCAUCAAGAUCCUUCAGCAACCAUUUGAAGAGUUUGUGAGGAAGGAGCCACCCAACUGUAUCAUCUCGGACACUCUCUUCCCCUGGACUACGCAAACAGCAGAGAAGCUCAAGAUACCAAGGUACGUCUUUCACUCGACCAAUUCUUUCUUCUAUUGUGUCAUUGCAGGCAUGAGAUCCCACGACUCCGAUGAAGAAGAGUUUGCGGUCCCUGGUUUGCCUCAUGAAGUGAGGAUGAGGCGAACCUUACUAUCAGUUCCUUAUGAGGAUGAGAGCCUGCUCUUGGGCAUGGAUGCUCUUCAUAAAGAAAUGAGAAUGUCUGACAAGACCAGCGCAGGAGUCAUCUUCAAUACUUCAUACGAGAUCGAGUCCGCCUAUGUCGAGCUAUUCAAGUCGAUGAGAGGUUGCCAACAGCUCUGGACCGUUGGCCCUCUGUCGCUAAUCAGCCAUCCGAAGGGGAGGAGCAGGCAAGAGAAGCAGGGGAAGGAGCAGUCCCCCAUUGACGAGGAUCAAUGCUUGAGAUGGUUGGACUCAAAGGAACCAAGGUCUGUGAUGUAUGUCUGCUUUGGAAGCAUUGCUUCCCUUUCUGGCGCGCAGCUCAUGGAAGUUGGACAGGGGCUUGAGUCCUCACAGCACCCUUUCAUAUGGGUAAUCAGAGGAGCAGUGGAAGAGGGGUUUCUGCAAGAAUUGCAGGAGAGGGUGAAGGAGAGAGGGUUGGUCAUCAAAGGAUGGGCUCCCCAACUGCAAAUACUAUCACACCAGGCAGUAGGUGGAUUCAUGACACACUGUGGAUGGAAUUCCUUGUUGGAAGGUAUAAGUGCAGGCCUGCCAUUAUUAACAUGGCCCAUGUUUGGUGACCAGCACAUCAAUGAGAGGCUGGUGGUGGAUGUCCUUGGGGUUGCCCUUUCUGUCGGUAACCAGAAGCUCAUGGGGCUCGAUGAAGAACAGAAGACCGAAGAAUUGGUGAGACGCGAGCAAAUAGAGAGGGCAGUGACUGCGGUUUUCGGUAAUGAGCAUCAAGCAAGAGAAAUGAGAAGGAAAGCCGCAGUGCUUAGUGAAACGGUGCGCAAGUCUGUUGAAGCUGGAGGCUCCUCUGCUCUCAACCUGAAUGUCCUGUUGAAGAAUGUUGGCUGUCAUGUUUAGUAAGAAUUAGCCUGCAGGGAAGGUCACUCGUGCCAUUGGAAUUAGGGCUACUCUCUCGCCAGCCGAUCUAGCUAUGUGUCGUUCAAAUUACGUUAAAAUAAUGACCUAGACACUCGUGAUUCGUGAACGCUUCUUGCGGGCAAUUGCCCACGCAUAUCGUACACCUGCCUCAUUGCCUAUCAGUGAACUGGGGUUUGUCAUUUGUUACUGCCAUCCCUCGUCGACGAAGAGACUGCCGGUAAAUGAAGGCGAUCUUUCGUUGGAGCUUUCAUUUCCUUCUAUUUGUAGAAAUCAUGUGGACAAAAUGUCAAGGAGAUUCAACAUUCAGGUCCUUUUGCAAUGGAAUUCCGGUUCAUUAUCGUCAACGGCGUAGGACUAGUUCCGCUUUCUGAACAAAACGAAGGAUUCGUCUGCUACUUUUUCUGAUAUAGGCUACAUCAUGGAUGCAUUGUGUGGGUGUGUGACUGGCUCUAUUGUAGUGCACUUGAGCCCGGGAACGAAUCGUAUGUGUGUGGGUUGCCUCUUUACUUUCUUCCCGUUGGUUAGUUUAUUGAUUGACCUGCAGUAGUUGAAAUUCGAAUUGCUGUUCUAGUCUUGUUGGAUGUGCAGUAGUCUAAUUAAGUUAUUUUUUCUUUCAAGUUUAGGUUGAGUGUUAGAAUGCCCAACGUAAAGAGCCGGAUCUGUGUAUGUUCAUUGACUGAACUCUACCCAGUGAAAACAAGAACUUGGAUGAAGUUUA
This is a messenger RNA of Nymphaea colorata (pocket water lily), 2270 nucleotides long. Its product is annotated as scopoletin glucosyltransferase-like. NCBI's taxonomy places the organism in Eukaryota, Viridiplantae, Streptophyta, Magnoliopsida, Nymphaeales, Nymphaeaceae. The record is from RefSeq and is a predicted model, not a curated record. The transcript has a single exon. Bases 89 to 1531 code for a protein of 480 amino acids. Gene Ontology annotation, molecular function: UDP-glycosyltransferase activity.